AUGAAGGGCGCGGGGCCUUCACCCAUCACACGCUACAGUAGUUCACCAAUGGAGAGAAGCUGGAAAAUAAGGAGUCUGACUCAUCUCCUAGAUAGCAUGGAAAUAGCCCACAAAAAUGAUAUCGCACUUUACACCUCAGGACAUUUAAACCAUAACAAGCUUUAUAAACCUCCAGAGARAAUAAAACAGGGACAGUGGGAUUCUUCCAGGAAGCAAACCAGCUUCAUGAGAGAAAGAGAUCAAUUCCUGACUCAAAAUGAAAGUGCUAAGAAGAUGACAAAAUUUUCAAGUAACGUUUAUUCCAACAUCCCUCCACUUCCAGCACAUACAGACUCUUCCUUCCCUACCAAGAAACAUCCACAAUCAUCUGUGACUAGGGUUGGCCCCCCAGCAKAUGUAUCAUCAACUCCACUGGAAAGUUUAAACUUGAAAGAGCCUAAAAAGAAAGUGGAGGAGGGAACUGACAGACUCAGUACGUGUCUCAAAAGACAUGAGUUAGAUGUGCCAGAGAUUAUGGUGCUAAAAAACAAACCCGUGAAGAACAUCCGACAGUGUGUUGCUGAACCUGCCAAGGAGGAAUACCAGUUUAUACCUUCCUAUUUGGUCGGUGUAACUAAAACUGAUCAGUUUAACAAGUUCCUACAUUUCCAGAGGGAGUUCAUAGCAAAGCAUGAAUUACUACAGAACGAUUUCACAGUGAGCAAAAUAUCAGAGCAGCAUGAAAUGAAAUUAACUAAGGAGCUCCAGAAAAUCGGCGACUGUGAUCCCUGCCAUUUCAAAAGACUACAUGUUGUUGAGAAAGUGUUUGAAGAUAUUUGCAACAGCUCUCUGAUUUUUGGUGAUAUUUUGAAGGAAAUUAAGAAUGCGUAUGAGCAAUACAUCAUGAUGCUUCUAGAUUCCCUGCCUACAGAACAGUACAAGAUUCUGAAAGCUCAGGCCAAGGGGAUGGAAACAAGACCCUCAAAGGCUCAAGAAAUAGAGACAGUCAGGAAAGAUGUGCAAGUUCUUAUGAAGAAAGCCAAAAAUGCCUUGGAAAGAAAUCAAGAACUGCAGAAUGAAUUAGAAACGGUGAUGUGGAUGAGCCAGACCCCUGUGGAUGAAACAGAAAGCUGCAGUGACCACGAGACAAAGGAAGAAGUASGAAAAGUUUCCUCUGCUGCCGAGCAGCUUGAAUCAAUGAGGUGUCAAGUUCUCAGCACAUGGGAGGAAAUGAUGAUAUUGGAGACUGAGAAGAACGAAAGAAUGGCCCGUGCUGAGGUGGUGAACAUGGUGAACACUGUCAAAGAUGUAGAGACUGAAAUUACGAAAAUUGACUCAUCAAAUAAUUUUCUUCGGUGCCAAAUAAAAGAUGUUGAAGACCGCAUCACAGAAACUUUAGAWAAACUGCAUAUAACUCAAGAAAAUCAAAAGAAGCUAUGGAAAUCGAUAGAGGAAUUCUUGCUGCUUGAAGAAGAACARGCUUCUGAGAAUGCCAAAGAAAAUAAGGGCAAUAAAAUGUAGGAAGUUAAAUACCCUCUACUUCAAAUGUAUUAUUAAGAUCUUGAAGUUGUGCAAGUGGAACUCGGUUUUGAAAAACUACUUGGAUCUUAAAAUCAAAUAUAUAAUGCAACUUACAGAAAUGUGAUUCAAUUUUUUACAUACAUUAUUGUAGAUACACUGUCUGCAUAAAGAUAUAUUUCCCUACACCAUUUUUAGAAAAUGUCUUAUGCUAGUAACUUUUAUUAAAUAGCAAUGCUUUUCUAUACAGUUUUCAGUAGGCACUGUUCUUAUUUAGUCAAGGAUCCUUUAUUUAUGAAAGCAGCAGUGGGUAUUAAUUAAACUGCCAGGGUGAAGCACACAACUGGAAAUUAUUUAAGUAAAUUGAAGCUGCAUCUUCAAAAUAAGAUUCAUGUCACUUUGUGAACACUCUGUGUUGCCAGUCUUGAGUCAGAUCUUGAACUAUGCUGGAACAUUGUGGCUUGUAAACAUCCUUUCUAGAAACAUUUACAUGGUCCCCAUAUCUAAGCUUUUUGUUCUGUUGAUCACUAUGAAAGAAUGUGAAGAAAAGGCAGGAAGGAGGAGCAUUAUACCAACUGCAUAGCUAUAUCUACUCUAAAAGAACAUCAUAUUUGGACUCAUGAAUAGAUGAAGCUGGGCACAGUGGACUCAUUUCUUCCUAUUUAAUAAGAUAUCAGAUGAAAGGAGACCAUUGUCAUGCUCAUGCUUAGCAGCAAGCUAGACAAAUCCAGAACUCCUGAUGUGGCUAAUGGAUAUAUCUAAAUUAAUGGGAAGGAAAAGAGCUCAUAAACUGUAUAUCUCAAUCUGAUCAAGGUAGCUAUUCUACUGAUAAUCUGGGAGAACUCCCCUUUUAAAACAAAACAAAGCAAAUACAUCUUUUUCAAA
This is a messenger RNA of Nothoprocta perdicaria, 2382 nucleotides long. It is a transcript of the gene CUNH6orf118, whose product is annotated as chromosome unknown C6orf118 homolog. The record is from RefSeq and is a predicted model, not a curated record. Bases 1 to 1500 code for a protein of 499 amino acids. NCBI's taxonomy places the organism in Eukaryota, Metazoa, Chordata, Aves, Tinamiformes, Tinamidae. The transcript has 10 exons.